UGCACUAUUUACAUAGGUUAUUUAAAUCACUAAAUUACUGACAGGUAUUACCUGUAAUGCGCACUGCACCGGAAGACACAACUUUCGUUUUGAAAAUCUUUACCCUCUUUACAGAACUAGUAGAAUACAUCUCCAUGGCCAUAUCGUCGGAUCACUAUUCCUUAGUCUGUGCUAUUGACUUUGGGACUACCUUCUCUGGUAUUGCUUACUCAUUAAAACGCGAAUAUCGGGACGAUCCAACGAAAAUCACCGUCCAUGACUGGAGUGCCCCGUCAUCUGUACAGAUUUCUUACAAGACCCCAACAACCAUUCUUCUGGACAGCAAGAGAAAAUUUGUGGCAUUUGGAUAUGAAGCCGAGUCUAAAUAUGCCGAGUUCGCAGAAGACGAAGAACAUGAUGAUUAUUUCUACUGUCGACGAUUCAAAAUGUUGUUGUACGAUACGCUAAGAAAAGGAGUAGAGAGACUAACAAUGAACACAAAGAUCAAAGACAUAACAGAAAAAAAAGAAAUGUUGGCCAUCGACAUAUUCAGUCUCUCGAUCAAGUACUUCCGAGAUCUGAUGGUAUACACGGUGGAUAAGAAAGGUAUAGGAGUGAAAACCACGGACAUCAGGUGGGUGCUGACCGUUCCUGCCAUGUGGUCAGAUCCAGCCAAGCAGUUCAUGACUGAAGCAGCACAGAAGGCUGGAAUUUCGAGAGACAAGCUCAUGUUGGCUUUGGAGCCCGAAGCAGCUUCCAUAUACUGUAGCCGACUACCACUAGCCAAACUGGAAGGGGCAGGUGGUCUGGGUGUUUUUGAAGCAGGCAAAAAAUACUUGGUCCUUGAUGCAGGAGGUGGGACUGUAGAUAUCACUGUACACGAAGUCACAAAAGACAACAAUUUGAAGGAGCUGGAGAAGGCAAGCGGCGGGGACUGGGGAGGAACCUCUGUGGACAACGACUACAAAAAGAAACUGAUGGAGGUUGUUGGUGACGAUUUCAUGGAAGACUUUCGUUUAAAGUAUACCGGGGAAUAUAUUGAACUUUUCCGAGACUUUGAAAUGAAAAAGAGGACGCCAUUAUCUGAAAAUCAAACGAUGGUCACAAUGAGAAUGCCAGGAAUGCUCUCUGGAUUCUAUGAGGAUCGGAAAGAUCGGAAAUUAAGGGAAGCAAUUAAGAAUUCUAUAUAUAACAAAAGCAUGAGGUGGGAGGGAGACAAACUGCGAAUCACACCAGCGUUCUUUAAAAAUUUCUUUUCUUUAGCAUGCGUUGGCAUUGUUGACCACGUUAGGGAUCUGUUGUUAGAAAAACUAAAAUAUCAUAAAAUAGAUACAAUAUUAAUGGUUGGUGGAUUUUCCGAGUCCCCGAUUCUACAAAAGCGUAUCCGGGAAGAAUUCCCCGACCACAGAAUUGUAGUGCCCAAUGAAGCUGGACUGGCCGUUCUAAAGGGUGCAGUAUUGUUCGGACACAACCCUAAUAUAAUUUCAGAGAGGGUGGCAAAAUAUUCAUAUGGUAUUGCGUCAUUUGAAAAAUUUGAUCACACAAUUCAUAAAAAAGAAAAGAAAGACAACAAAUAUUGCAAGGAUGUAUUUGAUGUUCACGUAAGAAAAGGUUCCAGAUUAGUGUUUAACGACGAAAUAAAGUCUAAAAAAGAGUAUGAACCUAAUCGUGACGACCAAAUGGUAAUGGACUUUGACGUAUAUUUGUCAGAAGAAGAAGAUUUCCCCAAAUACGUGACGGAUCCAGGGUGUCAGUACCUGGGAACAUUGAGUGUUGACCUUCCUAAACCCGUGAAAGGAAAGAAAAGAGGUGUCUUUAUCUGCAUGAUUUUUGGAGGCACAGAACUUUGCGUUAAAGCAGUUAAUAGAAGUAACAAUGCAGAGACAUCAGCUACAUUUAAUUUCCUCGGAAAUCAACCAUAGUAAACAAAAUGAUUCUAAUAUCCUUGUUUGACUACCACAGUCUUUAUACCGGUAUUGAUAUCAAUAAGUGUGAUAUUUGAACUUUCUACAAAAAAGAUACUGUUUUCCCAACCAAGGUUUCUUAAUUCCAACCUACUAACCUAAUUUUAAAAGGAAGUCGGGAGAGGACACAAACAUUUUAAAAAAUGUUUAAAGAUAUGUCACCUCUUAUCUAAAAAAUCGCAUCAUAUAUUACAUCUAGUUUUCAUUAAUCAUUUACCUAUAUCAUUGAUAAAAAAAAAUAAUAAACAGAGAGAGAGAGAGAGAGAGAGAGAGAAAGAGAGACAGACAGAGACAGAGAGUGACUCUUUGCUUAUAUCUAUUAUGAUUUAAAUAAAAUGUGCAAAUAUCAUUUUUGUAAUA
This is a messenger RNA of Magallana angulata, 2303 nucleotides long. Its product is annotated as heat shock 70 kDa protein 12A-like. The transcript is spliced from 5 exons. The coding region runs from base 57 to 1901 and encodes 614 amino acids. NCBI's taxonomy places the organism in Eukaryota, Metazoa, Mollusca, Bivalvia, Ostreida, Ostreidae. The record is from RefSeq and is a predicted model, not a curated record.